AGCCAAUAGGAUAGGGUUUUGUAUGACUCAUUUCCUCAUCAUCCAACAUGGCAGACUGCAACGAAGGGGUGUUCUGGAAAAUAAGCAACAAAUAAUGAAUGAUGUAUUUUUGAAAGUUCAGGUUUUUGAAAGUGCAAUUAUUCAUUCAUCAUGAAUCCCGACAUCGAAGCAAACAUACGGAAAAACUUGCCAUGGUUAAAGCUACCCCCAAACGUUCGCCAGGUUUUGGGUAAUUCCCAAAAAGAAUAUGAAAAGGCUGUUGGUCAAUUUAGUGUAAAGAAUCAGCUGCGAUAUAAAGGAAAUUUAGUGAAGACAGUACGUAAGGAUGAGAAGCGUUACUAUGAGGAGAUGAUGCGCUAUAGUCAGGAGCACUUGAUGCUCUACCCAUACCACCUGUCAGAUGUAGUGGUCAAGGGACUGCGCGUUACACCAUUCACCUACUACGUCAACAUGAUGUCCACCAUCAUGACACAGGAGAAGAGCUAUGACUCGCUUCCAAAUUUUACUGCUGCUGAUUGUCUUCGUCUGCUUGGAAUCGGUCGUAAUCAGUACAUUGAUCUUAUGAACCAGUGUAGGUCUUCUAAGAAGUUUUUCCGGAGGAAAAAUCCAAAAGAACUAUUGCCAGCACAGCCAGUUGAUACAGCUUUGAUGGAACAUUGGUGGCGUGUCAGUGUAGGCUAUGUCACAGAGGAUGACGUCAGGAUGUGUUCAACCAUAGAAAGGCAAUUGAUAGACAGUAUAAUAGACUCUGGUAUUGUUGUAGCUGGAGAAAAUGACAACAAACUUGUUCAUGGAUUAUACAAAAAAGGGCUAAUCUACCUGGAUGUUCCUAUAGCUGACACUGACUGUAUUAUUGUCCCUCCACUUGAAGGCUUUGUGAUGAACCGAGUGUUGGGAGAUUACUUUGAAACUCUGUUAUAUAAGAUAUUUGUGUCCAUUGAUGAGCACACAACUGUAGCAGAGCUUGCCAAUGUCCUUCAAAUAGACCUGCAACUAGUCAAGAAUGCUGUUUCUAUGUAUUGUCGUCUCGGAUUUGCCAAGAAAAAAGGUGUGGAGUUUUAUGACUGUGAGAACCUUCAUCCAUCAUGGAAGGAAGUUCAACCUGUAAACAAAAAGUUAACAUCAGACCAGACGAUCCUAGACUGGGACAAUGCCCUGGCAGAGGCUAACAAAGAACCUUCUCCUCAAGAGGAAAAAGAGAUCAAACCUAACUCAAAUGUCAAUGCCCUGGAGGAUGUCAUGGAGAGUGAAAGUCCCACUGUUGGAAGCUGUAAAAGAAUUGCCUUCCUAUUUGACUCCACAUUGACGGCAUUCCUAAUGAUGGGCAAUCUAUCACCCGGCCUGAAGAGCCAUGCUGUGACCAUGUUUGAGGUGGGAAAGCUGAGUGACGAGUCCCUCGAUAGUUUCCUUACAGAGCUGGAGAAAGUUGGCUCUGAGGCAGAGGGGGAGGCGCGGAGGUACUUUGUGCAUGCCUUGACUUUGAGGGACACACUAAAGUUCCUGAGGUACAAUAAGGACCUGACAUUUGAGAAUGACGCAAAAAAUGGUCUGGCUGUCGACCUGAUUCGUUGUGAGAGCCUGCUGGGCCUGGAUGCUGCUACCAGAGCCAGAGUUCUAAAUAGGAACUAUGAGUUGUUGGUUUCCAUGGCACCACUGAGCUACGAAAUCAAACCUGUGAGCAGUUGCACACCCCAACAUAUAGGACCAGCUGUCCCUGAGGUGAAUUCUGUAUGGUUCAAGUUGUUCCUGUAUAGUGUAACAAAGUGUGGGCCCCCAUCACUUCUUCUGGUCAAAGGAACAAAACUACGCAGGCUACCUACGAUAUUCCAUGAGUAUGACAAGUUGUUAGUCACCACCUGGGGACACGACCCUGCUGUGAUAGCUACAUCUAACAUAUUAUUAACACUCAAUGAUGCUCUAAGUCAUUCUGCUGUUUUUGUCCAGGCCCAUGGUUGGCAGUCAGAGGGAAAAACAGUCAAUAUCUCCUUCCCUGUCGACAAGACAAAGCUAGGACAAUCAUUCUCCAAGCAGAAUUACGAAAGUCAUUCUGGCAUUAAAAGUUUAUGUGAACAUCUAGACCUAGUACACACAUGUGGUUACAUCACCCUCCUCAACACUGGCCUGUUGUCGCGCACAGUGUUCCAGGAGGAUCCCGACGAGGAAGACUACUUUGAGGAAGCGAGUAAUGGCAUUAUCUUCAACACCCAUCAAUCAGACAUCGAGUCCGAUGGGCCGCUCAACGGUGUAACAGAUAAAACCUCGGCCGACAUGCUGGCCUCGGAGAUCGAUAUGUUAGACUCCGAAAUGUUUGGUGCUACUGGUGCAGGAGAAAACCUAACUGUCAAAAAACUGAAGGAAAAUAUGACCUUAGACCUUGACCUUGACCGUGACAAUGAUGGCUAUAGGUCAAAGUCAUUAGAUGACUCAAAGGAAGAGGAUUGGGUCAUUUUGGAAUGUUAUUUUGGUAUUCCAUUGUUCAGUUCAAAUCUUAAUAAGGAUGUAUGUUCAAAAGUCAUUGCUGAAGGACUCUUUUCAAAGAAAAGCCUCCAGGAACUGCUACAUUCCAGUAGGAAAGUGUCUCUUAGGCUACUAAACUUUAUUUCCCAGUACCAAGACAGUACACAUAUAGGUGACAUGAGCCAGGAUCCAACCACAGACAAAGAGGAAACCACACCCCUACCAACUGUUAAUCUCCUAUUUCACAACAAAAUACUCGAACCAUGGACAGGCUGACCAUAGACAUAGGACCAUUAGUUUCAUUACCAGAAGCUGCUUGUUGGCUGUGUGAUUAUGGUGAAGGGGAAACUCAACAGUUUUCAAUUCCUGUGAUAUUUUAUUUUUUAAAAAAUCUUUAGGAAUAGGAAGCCAGACUCUUUCCAAUGAGUCAUCAUUCAUGAUCUGGUACACAGAUAAUUCUACAAAAAUAUCAAAAUCUUGAAGAGGUACUGCUUUAUUAGGAUGUUUCUUGGUGACAUUGUCCAGGCAGUGAUUUGGAGUUUCAUUACUGUGAAGGUGUGAUUGCAUUAUAACAGAUAAACAUACCAUACCAUUCAUAUUUGUGAAUGACUCAACUCCAUGAUACUCCCAUCACCACAGCUACAGGCUGCCAGAUAAUUCCAAUUAGAAGGCAUUGUAUGGAGGGGGAAAAUUCUGACUCAACAUUUCUGGUUUUUUGUUGACCAAAAUGAGUAUUUUUGAGGUUAAAUAUGGUCACCCUUACACAGAUCAAUGUAAUGAUGAGGAUGUGGUUCUGCUGUGACAGCAGUCACUGUUCCUGAUCAGCUUUACAAUGUACAGGGUCUUUAUUAAUCCUGUAAUAUCUCUGGGGAGCCAGCUAAUAGACUUUACUCAACGUAGAUGGUGGAACAGUCAAAUAGAUUUUCCUUGAAAGGCUAUAAAUAUGGAUUGGCUUAAUGCCAGAUACAUACAUAUAGGCAGGAUUGUGAAAGCAUUACCAUAAAAAGUUAAGAGACACAAAAAUACAAUACACAACUUUUUAAUGAUAUUUACUUAAUAUAAAUUUCGAGUUUCAAAAUAUUUUCUCAAAAUGUAUAGAAACUUGGAUAGCAGUGUAUUAUAUUACCCAGAAACCACAUUCUUGGUCCAUUAUGUGAGACUUGUAUACCUUUGGUGGGUGGUAUUGACCAGUAUACCAUUGGUGGGUGGUAUUGACCAGUAUACCAUUGAUGGGUGGUAUUGACCAGUAUACCAUUGGUGUAGGUGGUAUUGACCAGUAUACCAUUGAUGGGUGGUAUUGACCAGUAUACCAUUGGUAGGUGGUAUUGACCAGUAUACAGUUGUUGGGUGGUAUUGACCAGUAUACCAUUGGUGUGGUGGUAUUGACCAGUAUACCAUUGGUUGGUGGUAUUGACCAGUAUACCUUUGGUGUGAUGGUAUUGACCAGUAUACCAUUGGUUGGGUGGUAUUGACCAGUAUACCAUUGGUAGGUGGUAUUGACCAGUAUACAGUUGUUGGGUGGUAUUGACCAGUAUACCUUUGGUGUGGUGGUAUUGACCAGUAUACCAUUGAUGGGUGGUAUUGACCAGUAUACCUUUGGUGUGAUGGUAUUGACCAGUAUACCAUUGGUUGGGUGGUAUUGACCAGUAUACCAUUGGUAGGUGGUAUUGACCAGUAUACAGUUGUUGGGUGGUAUUGACCAGUAUACCAUUGGUGUGGUGGUAUUGACCAGUAUACCAUUGGUUGGUGGUAUUGACCAGUAUACCAUUGGUAAGUGGUAUUGACCAGUAUACCAUUGGUGUGAUGGUAUUGUCCAGUUUACCAUUGGUAGGUGGUAUUGACCAGUAUACCAUUGGUAGGUGGUAUUGACCAGUAUACCAUUGGUGUGAUGGUAUUGUCCAGUUUACCAUUGGUAGGUGGUAUUGACCAGUAUACCAUUGGUAGGUGGUAUUGUCCAGUAUACCAUUGGUGUGAUGGUAUUGUCCAGUAUACCAUUGGUGUGGUGGUCCAUUGUGUGAAACUUAAUUCUAUACCAUUGGUAGGUGGUAUUGACCAGUAUACCAUUGGUAAGUGGUAUUGACCAGUAUACCAUUUGUGGGUGGUAUUGACCAGUAUACCAUUGGUGUGAUGGUAUUGUCCAGUUUACCAUUGGUAGGUGGUAUUGACCAGUAUACCAUUGGUAGGUGGUAUUGACCAGUAUACCAUUGAUGGGUGGUAUUGACCAGUAUACCAUUGGUGUGGUGGUAUUGACCAGUAUACCAUUGGUGUGGUGGUAUUGUCCAGUAUACCGUUAGUGGGUGGUAUUGACCAGUAUACCAUUGGUUGGGUGGUAUUGGCCAGUAUACCAUUGGUAGGUGGUAUUGACCAGUAUACCAAUGGUUGGGUGGUAUUGACCAGUAUACCAUUGGUGGGUGGUAUUGACCAGUAUACCAUUGGUGUGGUGGUAUUGACCAGUAUACCAUUGGUGUGGUGGUAUUGACCAGUAUACCAUUGGUGUGGUGGUAUUGACCAGUAUACCAUUGGUGGGUGGUAUUGACCUCUAUACCGUUGGUGUGGUGGUAUUGACCAGUAUACCAUUGGUGGGUGGUAUUGACCUCUAUACCAUUGGUGUGGUGGUAUUGACCAGUAUACCAUUGGUGUGGUGGUAUUGACCAGUAAACCGUUGUUGGGUGGUAUUGACCAGUAUACCAUUGGUGGGUGGUAUUGACCUCUAUACCAUUGGUGUGGUGGUAUUGACCAGUAUACCAUUGGUGUGGUGGUAUUGACCAGUAAACCGUUGUUGGGUGGUAUUGACCAGUAUACCAUUGGUGGGUGGUAUUGACCUCUAUACCAUUGGUGGGUGGUAUUGACCUCUAUACCAUUGGUGUGGUGGUAUUGACCAGUAUACCAUUGGUGUGGUGGUAUUGACCAGUAUACCAUUGGUUGGGUGGUAUUGACCUCUAUACCAUUUGUGUGUUGGUAUUGACCAGUAUACCAUUGGUGUGUGGUAUUGACCAGUAUACCAUUGGUGGGUGGUAUUGUCCAGUAUACCAUUGACUGGUGGUAUUGUCCAGUAUACCAUUGGUGGGUGGUAUUGACCAGUUUAACAUUGGUGUGGUGGUGUUGUCCAGUAUACCAUUGGUGUGGUGGUAUUGACCAGUAUACCAUUGGUGUGGUGGUAAAUUGUAUUUGACUGAUGCCUGAUCUAGUGACACUUUGGUGACACAUUCAUGACUGUACAUUCCUAUUGAUCAGGUGAAGACUACAGGUAGGUUAUGGGUGGAAUUAAACAUGAUAAAGGUGCAAUAUGCUUGUGGUGUGUUAAGUGUCAGUGUUCUGCAGCGUUAUUUGUUGGGGAGCACAACCCUUUGUUUAUGGUGCAUAUGUUGUAAAUAGUCAAUUGUUGCAUUGUUUGUCAUGAUACUUCUAAUUUGUAAACACUUGUAUUUCCUAAACUGUGAUACUCAUUCUUGUUAACUAUUUAGUGUUAAAUAUGAACCAUUGGAAAUGUUAGGCCGUCGGUUCUGUUUUGAAAUGUUAGGCCGUCGGUUCUGUUUUGAAAUGUUAGGCUGUCGGUUCUGUUUUGAAAUGUUAGGCUGUCGGUUCUGUUUUGAAAUGUUAGGCCGUCGGUUCUGUUUUGAAAUGUUAGGCCGUCGGUUCUGUUUUGAAAUGUUAGGCCGUCGGUUCUGUUUUGAAAUGUUAGGCCGUCGGUUCUGUUUUGAAAUGUUAGGCCGUCGGUUCUGUUUUGAAAUGUUAGGCCGUCGGUUCUGUUUUGAAAUGUUAGGCCGUCAGUUCUGUUUUGAGCUUAAUGUAGAUAGCUGUUUUAUUGUUUAUAAGUACUAGUGUAUUCAAUCUGGUUUUUACCUAUUUAACUGCUCAUAAACAUCACCGUCAAAACUUUAUCAAAGGGUGUAAAUGAAAUAUAUAUGAUAUAUAUAAAUCCAUGUAUAGUAUUCUUAACUUAUUUAUGAGAAUUGUAUUGUGCUAUAUUAAUGAUGAAAGACUUUCAACAGUACAAUGGAAUGUGCCUAUAAAACAGUCUUGUUACAGUAAAGAGUGGGAGUAAAAUUAUCAUAAAUCUUACCUUAAAUGAGUUAUAUUUUUUGCCAAAAUAUUUAGUAAUGGAUUUUCUAUAAGUUGAAACAGAAGUGAUAAUUAGUUCUAUACAGUAAUCAUUGGAAAAUUUAAAGUGCCUAUACUUUGUACAGGACGAACCUGUGUACUUACCAGGACAAGAUCAGGGUUGUGUUAGCAACCCCAUAGAGGGUCGUUUAGGUUGUUUGUACUACAGAACCGUGGAUCAUACAUAAAGUGUGCAGGGACACUGGAUUAUGUGAUAUGUGUGAUUUAGCCAUCAGAAUAAAUCAUCCAUUGUUCCAAUGAAAUGUAACAUUCUACCAGAAUGAACUGGUUUGUCAGGAACAUCUCAUUUGAGGAUUCAAAGUUGGAUCCAAUGGAAAGUGAAAGGUUUUAAUUGGAGAUGAAAAGCAUCAAGUUGUCAAAGUUAAGUAUGUAUGAUUAGACCGAGUAAUACUUUUUAGACUAAAGAUAAAGUUUUAAAUUUGAUACUGAUGAGUUUUAUUAAGUUUUGGUUCAUUAAUACCUUUAUUCUCAGAUUCUUUGAAUAUUCCAACACACUAUGAGGAAACAAUGCACAUGGUCUAUUGUUCAAAUUAGACAAGUUAUAGGAAAAUAAUUACUGAAGUAUUAAUUGAUGAUAAUUUUUAGUGGAAAUGGGGCUACAAUACUUUAUUAUUACAGGAUGUCACUCAUUUGGAAAUAUGUUGAAAUGCAUAUUUGGAAUAUUUUGGUGUUAUUAGAUAGGUUCACCAUAUACAGCUGAUGUAGCUGUUUUAGUGCUUUGCUUCAGUGUUGUUACCUGAUUUACCUAAUAAUGAGAUUCUCACUGACUGGUCUUGUUAAUGGAGCUGUUUCUAUGUUGAAUGAAUUACAGUUGUAAGCAUGAGUGUAGACAUUUAACGUAUACUAUUGUUUUGUUAGUAUAGUCACUAACGGUAAUAUAUUUACAAGCCCUUGGUCGCCACUAAACCUUGUGAUAUAAGUGUACACCCUCUGUCUGUACUCUCAUCAUGUUCACUUUAGACACUUUGUAUAUCAAAACAUGGCCCUCAUUGUGGGAGACUGGCAUCAUAUUCGAUGCUUGAGUCUUUGUACAAACGCCAACAUGAUCUUAUUUUGUUUAAAACAAAUUGUGUAUACCUUUCAUGUUAUCAGUUCCUGUUUGGAAUUUUUUGAAUAUCACUUUUGCUUGCACAGUUACUGAAAUUCAAACAAAUCUGUGUUCAUGUACAUGGUUAUUAUGUGUUAAUGAUAAGAUCCUUUUUUGCCAGGUCUAUGUGAGAUGUUUUCUCUUUGUACGUUAAUGAGAUUGUGUAUGAUAAAUCUGUGGGAGAGUGUAUCACUACUGAAGAGAGUAGGGCAAUACACAUCUGCAACAGGGAUAUGCAUUUUACAAGUUUUAUUUAUUACAUGAAAGAAAUUGUAGUUCAUUUAAUCUAUAGAGUUAAAAUCAAGCUAAGAAUGUGUUUAUUGCUAAUGUACCGUAAACAAAUUGGCAGUUUAGGUAUCAUAUUUAUAAAUUGAUCCCCAUUCUCUAACUUCUGUGUAUAUUAGAUUGUAAAGAGGAGAAUUCCCGUUCUGUGAGAUCUAAUGAAUUGUGAAUUAUCUAUUAUAAUGAUUUGUUAAGAGGGAUUCCCAUUCUCUAACUAAGAUCAAAUGAAUUGUGAAUUAUCUAUUAUAAUGAUUUGUUAAGAAGGAUUCCCAUUCUAUAACUAAGAUCUAAUGAAUUGUGAAUUAUCUAUUAUAAUGAUUUGUUAAGGAUUCCCAUUCUAUAACUAAGAUCAAAUGAAUUGUGAAUUAUCUAUUAUAAUGAUUUGUUAAGGAUUCCCAUUCUAUAACUAAGAUCAAAUGAAUUGUGAAUUAUCUAUUAUAAUGAUUUGUUAAGAGUGAUUCCCAUUCUAUAACUAAGAUCUAAUGAAUUGUGAAUUAUCUAUUAUAAUGAUUUGUUAAGGAUUCCCAUUCUAUAACUAAGAUCUAAUGAAUUGUGAAUUAUCUAUUAUAAUGAUUUGUUAAGGAUUCCCAUUCUAUAACUAAGAUCAAAUGAAUUGUGAAUUAUCUAUUAUAAUGAUUUGUUAAGAGUGAUUCCCAUUCUAUAACUAAGAUCUAAUGAAUUGUGAAUUAUCUAUUAUAAUGAUUUGUUAAGGAUUCCCAUUCUAUAACUAAGAUCAAAUGAAUUGUGAAUUAUCUAUUAUAAUGAUUGAAUUUUAUCAUGGGGAUUCCAUUCUCUAACUAAGAUCUAAUGAAUUGGGAAUUAUCUAUUAUAAUUAUAAUAAUAAUAUGAUUACAAUACACCGUACAGUUUUACCUGUCUGACGUCUGUGAUGAUUACAGUACACCAUACAGUUUUACCUGUCUGAUGUCUGUGAUGAUUACAAUACACCAUACAGUUUUACCUGUCUGAUGUCUGUGAUGAUUACAGUACACCGUACAGUUUUACCUGUCUGAUGUCUGUGAUGAUUACAGUACACCGUACAGUUUUACCUGUCUGAUGAUUACAGUACACCAUACAGUUUUACCUGUCUGAUGUCUGAUGAUUACAGUACACCGUACAGUUUUACCUGUCUGAUGUCUGUGAUGAUUACAGUACACCGUACAGUUUUACCUGUCUGAUGAUUACAGUACACCAUACAGUUUUACCUGUCUGAUGUCUGUGAUGAUUACAGUACACCAUACAGUUUUACCUGUCUGAUGAUUACAGUACACCAUACAGUUUUACCUGUCUGAUGUCUGUGAUGAUUACAGUACACCGUACAGUUUUACCUGUCUGAUGUCUGUGAUGAUUACAGUACACCAUACAGUUUUACCUGUCUGAUGAUUACAGUACACCGUACAGUUUUACCUGUCUGAUGUCUGUGAUGAUUACAGUACACCGUACAGUUUUACCUGUCUGAUGUCUGUGAUGAUUACAGUACACUGUACAGUUUUACCUGUCUGAUGUCUGUGAUGAUUACAGUACACCGUACAGUUUUACCUGUCUGAUGAUUACAGUACACCAUACAGUUUUACCUGUCUGAUGAUUACAGUACACCGUACAGUUUUUCCUGUCUGAUGUCUGUGAUGAUUACAGUACACCGUACAGUUUUACCUGUCUGAUGAUUACAGUACACCGUACAGUUUUACCUGUCUGAUGUCUGUGAUGAUUACAGUACACCGUACAGUUUUUCCUGUCUGAUGAUUACAGUACACCGUACAGUUUUACCUGUCUGAUGAUUACAGUACACCAUACAGUUUUACCUGUCUGAUGUCUGUGAUGAUUACAGUACACCAUACAGUUUUACCUGUCUGAUGUCUGCGAUGAUUACAGUACACCGUACAGUUUUACCUGUCUGAUGUCUGUGAUGAUUACAGUACACCGUACAGUUUUACCUGUCUGAUGUCUGUGAUGAUUACAGUACACCGUACAGUUUUUCCUGUCUGAUGUCUGUGAUGAUUAAAGUACACCGUACAGUUUUACCUGUCUGAUGUCUGUGAUGAUUACAGUACACCGUACAGUUUUACCUGUCUGGAUUCAGUACAUUUCUUAUAUUACCAUGUUUACAGUAUUCUUUAACUUUUUACAAGCUUUCAUAAAAUUUUCUGUCGUGACAUAAUCCAUGAGAUAAUCCAUAGGCCCAGAUAGAAAUAGAUACAGUAUACAAUUUUGAUGGUAUAUAUUCCAUAUUAAACAUACCUGUGGUCACAUAGUUUUGACCUACCUGUAUUUGUGCAGUGUUGCUUGUUCAGGAAAAGAAUUGGGACCAAAUGAUUUCUGUCAAAACAAUUUUGCACUUGAAAAACUAUAAAACAUGCCUAACUUAUCAAAAUUUUGGUAUGUUUGCAAUGCUCCUGUGAUUCAACUAUUGAAAUGAUUCUAUUUCAUAUACAUGUUAAGUGGGUAAAGGUAGGAGAAAAAGUACUUACACAAAUGAAACAAUUCUAGUUUUUAUCAUUAUUACACAAUUGUAGAUAAAAUGUAACAAGAGUUGUUCUAAAUUGAAAAUAAAAAUUACAAAAAUA
Pecten maximus is the source of this 10512-nucleotide messenger RNA. RefSeq names its product protein FAM91A1-like. The transcript has 21 exons. The record is from RefSeq and is a predicted model, not a curated record. NCBI's taxonomy places the organism in Eukaryota, Metazoa, Mollusca, Bivalvia, Pectinida, Pectinidae. The coding region runs from base 151 to 2733 and encodes 860 amino acids.